Molecule: messenger RNA, 2283 nt
Organism: Penicillium canariense
Lineage: Eukaryota; Fungi; Ascomycota; Eurotiomycetes; Eurotiales; Aspergillaceae
Product: threonine--tRNA ligase THS1
Exons: 6
Coding region: 1-2283 (760 amino acids)
Biological process (GO): threonyl-tRNA aminoacylation
Cellular component (GO): cytoplasm
Molecular function (GO): ATP binding; threonine-tRNA ligase activity
Source: RefSeq, a predicted model, not a curated record
AUGAGUCAAAUUGAAUCCCCUCCCUUUUCUCCUCGAUCAAUUUCUCUGCUACUGCCCAGAGAGAUCUUACAAUGGCUUCCGAAGCCCCCAUGGAUCUGCCCGUCCGGCCUGCCCCCGAGGCUGAUGGCAGUGCUCAAGCCGCCGCUGCCCCGCCAAGGGAUGCCAAAAAAAAGGCCCCCCCCUCCCGACGUUCUCCCAGACUGGAUGAUCGAGCGUAAUAAGCUCUUUGAGGAGCUCUGGCAACAAUAUUUGGAGGAGACCAAGAACCGUCCGCACCCCGAGAUUAACGUCACCCUCGAUAUCGGCGACGGUAACCCCUCCUCUGUCCCUGCAAAGGCCUACGAGACCACCCCCGGCUCUUUCCUGCGCGAUGUGCCCAAGGAAGUCAGCGCCGACGUUGUCGUUUCAAAAGUUAACGGAGAACUUUGGGAUCUGAACCGUCCUCUGGAAGGCGACUGCAAAGUGUCGCUGGUUAAGUUUCAGCACCAGGAAGGUCGGGACGUUUUUUGGCACAGUAGCGCGCACGCGCUGGGAGAGGCCUGCGAAUGUGAGUUUGGAUGUCUCUUGUCCCACGGUCCCCCGACCCCUCAGGGUUUCUUCUACGAUAUGGCUAUACCUGAAGGACGCGUCGUUCACCACUCCGACUGGCCCGCGCUUGAAAGCAGGGUCUCGCGCGUUCUCAAGGAGAAGCAGGCCUUCGACCGGUUGGAGGUUUCCAAAGAGAACCUCAAGAAGAUGUUCGCUUAUAGCAAGUACAAGCUGCACUAUAUUGACAAGCUUGUGACCGGGGAGAAGAGUACUGUUUAUCGUUGCGGCGAUUUAGUUGAUCUCUGUCGCGGUCCUCACAUUUCUCACACUGGUAAAGUGCGAGCCUUCAAAAUCUUACAGAAUUCGUCUGCCUACUUCCUCGGCGAUCAAUCCAACGACUCUCUCCAGCGUAUCCGUGGUGUCGCUUUCCCGGAUAAAUUGGGGAUGAAGGAGCACUUGAAGUUCCUCGAGGAGGCUGAAAAGCGGAACCACCUUAGAAUCGGAAAGGAGCAAGAGUUGUUCUUCUUCGACGAGGUCUCCCCUGGUUGUCCUUUCCUGCUUCCCAACGGAACCAAGAUCUUUAAUGCUCUUCAGUCCCUUCUCCGCUCGGAGUACCGCAAGCGCGGCUAUCAGGAGGUCCAGACCCCGAACAUGUACGACGUCGGCAUCUGGAAGCAAUCCGGUCACUGGCAGCACUAUGCGGACGAUAUGUUCAAAUUGAACGUCGAGAAGCGCGAGUGGGCUCUGAAGCCCAUGAACUGCCCGGGGCACUUUGUUCUGUUCGGCCACCGUGAUCGCAGUUACCGUGAGCUGCCCCUGCGCAUUGCCGAUUUUGGUGUCCUUCAUCGCAACGAGGCCUCUGGUGCUCUGAGCGGCCUGACCCGUGUUCGCAAGUUCCAACAGGAUGAUACGCAUAUCUUCUGUGCUGAGGAUCAGAUUAUGUCCGAGAUUGAGGGUCUCUUCGACUUCCUGCAGUCCAUCUAUGGAUUGUUCGGCUUCUCGUUCAAGCUCAAAUUAAGUACCCGACCUGACAAGUUCCUCGGUGAGCGCUCUACCUGGGACUAUGCCGAGGAACAGCUGAAGAAGGCCAUGACCAAAUUCAAGGGCGACGACUGGACCAUCGAUGAGGGUGACGGGGCCUUCUAUGGCCCGAAGAUCGACAUCACCAUUGCGGACGCCCUCAAGCGUGAGUUCCAGUGCGCCACCAUCCAGCUGGAUUACCAGGCGCCGAUCAACUUCAAGCUUGAGUACAUGAACAAUGAGAAGCCUAAGGAAGGGGAAGGUGAGAAGAAGGAGGGUGAGACCUCCAAUCAGCUCGCUGCUGGUCGGUCCCGCCCCGUGGUCAUCCACCGUGCCAUCAUCGGUAGCUUCGAACGUUUCCUGGGUAUCCUGAUUGAGCACUUCGCCGGCAAGUGGCCCUUCUGGAUCAGCCCUCGCCAGAUCCUGAUCGUGCCGGUCAUGCCGGCUGUCAACGACUACGUUGAGGAGAUGCAGCGUAUUCUCCAAGGCGACAAGCUGAACGUCGACAUCGACGUCAGCGGCAACACAUUGCAAAAGAAAAUCCGACGAGGCCAGUUAAUGUAUUACAACUUUAUCUUCGUUGUCGGCGCGAACGAAGUUUCACAACGAUCUGUGAACAUCAGAUCUCGCGACGACGCUAGUACCCAUGGACAAGGUGUGAUGGUGCCGCUCGAGGAGGCUCGGGUGAAGCUGCGGGCAUUGCGCAAGGAGCGUCGGUUGGAGAGUACUCUGUAG